CCACACCAUAACCGUCCUCCGCCUUCUGCUUCCGUGUUCCCACUCUUAGGCCAUUGCUGCUUUUACUUGUACUGUACGUCAUUGCCCGACUUACGCCACGACCUACGCUAACGUCCAGUGACUUGGGACGGGUUGCUUGUACAACGACCAAACUUCAACCGUUCUUCUAUCUGCUCCACUAUCCCAGCGCCUCGCCCCUUUGGACCCGGGAUCGGAGCAGUAUGAGUGGCGACGCUCCGGUCAACAUGCCUGUAUCUGUCAUGGGCUUCCAGCCCGCCCCUGCAAAGAUGUUCCACAAGAAGUCGAGGACGGGCUGUCAGUUGUGCAGAGCGCGCAGAGUGAAGUGCAAUGAAGCCAAACCCAGCUGUAGCCACUGUGCGCGGCAUCGAAUGCCGUGCCUGUAUGACCGCAAUCAGGAGACAUUCGAAUCAAGCAGACGUUCUACUGAUGGACCACUCUGGACAUCGCCGGCUAUAUCUACCAAAGUGGCCGAGGUCAACCCCCGAAGCAAUGGCUCGGAUGGUCCCCCAGAAUCCAAGGCUCGGCGUACAUUAGAGCUCAGACUGCUCCAUCAGUAUAUGUCCAAAACUGGGCCCGCAAUUGCCAUCGACGACCACUCCAGAAGUGCCUGGUGUGAACUCAUUCCACUUUGGUCGUUCCGGUCCGAGGCCCUGCAGUAUGCGAUGUACUCUGUAGCAGCCCUGCAUAUAGCCAAAACCGAUGCUUUCAAAGAUCCAAUAGUGAUUGAUGCUCACCAGACCUACUUGGAAAUGGCUCUGCACGAGCACAGUGUGGAAGUAUCCAAGCUCAGCAGAGCUAACGUGGACAUUACAUGCCUGACCUCGAGCAUUUUCCGUAUUUGUUCGUUUGUUAUGCUGCAACACCGUUCGCUUUGCCCUUACAGCCCACCGAUGGAGUGGCUGCGGAUGACAAACAGCGCAGCCACGAUAUUCAAAGAGGCGUGGAGGCUUGCUAGCGAUGAUGAAGAGUCUAUUGCAGCACAGUUGAUACGUAGACUGCCAAUCGCGCUGGACACAGAUGCGAGACUGGGAGUGGACAAUCGCCGGGAUUUCUUGCAUUUACUGCACCGAAAGCCGAGUGAUGAGCUCACCGAGCCUUGGGACAAGGGGAUUCAAGAAGCGUAUGAGGAUACGCUGAGCUACAUAGGUGGGAUCUGGAUAGCCGUGAACAAUCACGAGGCUACUGGGGAUAUCUGCAGAAGACUAGUGGUGUUUCCAAUGUUGGCGCCUCCACGAUUCUUGGACUUGGUCGAGGAGCUGCGACCAAGAGCACUGGUGAUUCUAAUGCAUUACUUUGCGCUUCUGUCCUUGUUGCGUGAGUUUUGGUACAUUGGCGAUGGGGGGGAGAGGGAGGUUUACGCUAUUAAGGCAAUUCUAGUGGAUGAAUGGCGGGAUUUUGUGAGCUGGCCCUUGGAUAUUAUGAAGACAAAGAUUGUCAUCACCUUAUAGGUGAAAUCCAGUCAACAAAAAGACAAAUUUGACGGUAGUUUUGUGUAGCAUCAAGUAGUUUAUCUUAAUUGCGUCU
Molecule: messenger RNA, 1545 nt
Organism: Pseudogymnoascus verrucosus
Lineage: Eukaryota; Fungi; Ascomycota; Leotiomycetes; Thelebolales; Thelebolaceae
Exons: 2
Coding region: 222-1469 (415 amino acids)
Biological process (GO): regulation of transcription by RNA polymerase II
Molecular function (GO): zinc ion binding; DNA-binding transcription activator activity, RNA polymerase II-specific
Source: RefSeq, a predicted model, not a curated record